AUGGAGAAAGAUCAGACGCAACCUAAGGCGUUGGAAUCCAUAGACACAAACUCAUUAUCUCUGCUUUCUUACAAUACCAGUUCCAAUACGAAUAGCAACACCAAUAACAAGCUGAGCAUUAUUACUAGUGAUAUCUCUACAGGAUCUGUACUUUCCAGGCCAAUGACCCCUCCCAUAGUCCAAGACGUUGAAAAUAACUCCAUGUUACAAUGGCAAUUUGAGAAGAAAGAGUUUAUUUUUGACAGUAAUAGCACUCCUUCUAAGCAGGUAAACCCAUUGCAGAGGGCCUCCCCAUAUGAAAAUCAAAACCAAAGUACAAAUCAAAACCAACAGUUAUUCAACGUAAGGAAGCGUCGGUCACAACUGAUCGGUGCCAAACCUAAAGUUCCAUCUAAAUUGCACCAAUCUGUUUCCAAACUAGAUUUAAUCGAUGACAAGAACUUCACAUCAUUGCCAAUUGCGCCACCAUGUAAUAUGGAAAUUAAUGAAGAGGACAGUGAAAGUAAUGAAUACAACAGCAAUAAAAAACGACCCAGGUUGAACCCCAUAAAUGAACUCCGUGUGCAUAACAAUAAACGUAAUAGGUAUGUAAGUUACGGACCGUUGUUAGAUACAGGAAACGUUGAACUAGCAGAAAUUAUUUCUCAGGACACACCACCACUUGUCUUGGUUGAAGAUUACAUACCCUAUACCCACAAUAAAUCAACAAAAAAAAUGGUAUCUAUUUCUGAUUUGAAAUUAAAACUGAAUAAAAGAAGAGAUAGUCAUAUUCCACUAAGAAUAAAAAAUUCCUAUUCUGAAAUCAACAAGGAAAGUAAUAGAAAUAGUCUUGAACCGAACUCAUUAACGCUGAUACCCCAUAUUUUAAAGAAUAGUGGAGAGAAUACGGAUGAAAAUUAUAACCCUUUGAAUUUUAUCAAAGAAGAGAAUGAGAUGAUUAAUCAGUCCAUACCAAAUUCAAUUGAGGACAUGGUGGUUAAUCUUGUUAAUAUUCCAUCUUCAAACAAAAGUUAUGAUGAUCUCUAUCUGUCAGAGCUAAAUGUUCACUCUCAACUGAGAAAAUGCGUGAUCUGCGAGAAAGCACUGUAUGAAAUUAGUUCAAAGCUCUUGAAUACAGGAUAUUACAAAGAAAUUGUAUGUGAGCAGUGCACAGUAAGAUAUGAAGAAGCCGCCAAAAUUUUUGAAAACUGUGAAUUCGAAUCAUCUAUGGAUGAAACAAAUCUAAGCAGCGGCACUUUCAGUGAUCUUGAGAACUCAGCAGAAUCAUUUCAUUUAUCGACGGAUGCUCCAAUAAAAGUAAUCAAGCACAGAGAAAGUAAUAAGUUAAACUAUAGAGGGGAGCUAACAAAGAAAAAGGAUAGUUUCUCUAAAGAACUUAUAGAACGACUACAGUUGCAAUUACUAGAAAAUGACAUACCAGAUAAAAAUAGUUUGAAUAAAGAUGCAAUGGGUUCGAAAUCCAUGAAUUGGUUUUUGGAAGCAAGAAGAAAAUUGAAGUGGAAGUGGAGAAUAAAUGGCUUACUACCACAUUUCCUACGUAAUCAAAAUAGUGAUCGUUUAAAUUUCCAAUCCUGA
This is a messenger RNA of Saccharomyces mikatae IFO 1815, 1575 nucleotides long. RefSeq lists its product as uncharacterized. The transcript has a single exon. Lineage: Eukaryota; Fungi; Ascomycota; Saccharomycetes; Saccharomycetales; Saccharomycetaceae. The coding region runs from base 1 to 1575 and encodes 524 amino acids. The record is from RefSeq and is a predicted model, not a curated record.